Exophiala spinifera is the source of this 2628-nucleotide messenger RNA. RefSeq lists its product as uncharacterized. The record is from RefSeq and is a predicted model, not a curated record. The transcript has a single exon. Lineage: Eukaryota; Fungi; Ascomycota; Eurotiomycetes; Chaetothyriales; Herpotrichiellaceae. Gene Ontology annotation, molecular function: mannosyl-oligosaccharide 1,2-alpha-mannosidase activity; calcium ion binding. The coding region runs from base 1 to 2628 and encodes 875 amino acids. Gene Ontology annotation, biological process: N-glycan processing; carbohydrate metabolic process. Gene Ontology annotation, cellular component: Golgi membrane; endoplasmic reticulum.
AUGUUCCGUCUCCGUCGGUACAGGGUCUUCCUGAUAGUCGCGGUCCUCUCCAUCAUCACAAUAUAUGAACUCUCUCACCUGAGGCGCUGGGAUGGCACUACUCUAGAAGGUCUCAUUGGACACAAGCCAGAAGUAGACAAGACGGAUACCCCGAAUCGAGUGCUGCCAGACAGCCCUGCUCCUGGCACAGAGACCACACCCCCUCCUCCCGCCGCAGUGUCAGUGGAGGCGGCGGUGACACCUGUUCCCGAGGCCGCGGUCAGCUCUACCAUUCCCCCAUACUCCAGUCCAACAGUGACGGGAGAAGAGUUCUUAGCGAAACUGCCAGACUUCGAUGAGGACUUUGGUGAAGAUGGUCAGGGCCGUUACGAGGUCAAGCCUAGGCCGCCAGGCAUAGGCAAAGCCAUAUGGAGAUCUCAACCGGCACAGUUUCCCAUCACCGCCGAAAGCCUAAUCUCCCUUCCUAAGGGUAAACCGCAGACCUUGCCCAAGAUACAACACAGUUUUGGUUGGGAAGCGCCAUACACGAAGGCCAAUCGGAAGAGGAAGCAGACAAGGAUUCGUGAGGCUUUCAAGCAUGCCUGGAAUGGGUACAAGAAUCACUCAAUGCCCCAUGAUGAACUUAAGCCGUUAUCCAGGAAGUCGGCAGAUCCGUUCAACGGUUGGGGGGCCACACUAGUCGACUCACUAGACACUUUAUGGAUAAUGGAUCUACGUGGUGAAUUUGAAGAAGCUGUGGCUGCUGUGUCACAGAUUAAUUUCAGGACGUCCGCCAGGAAAGACAUUCCUCUUUUCGAAACUACGAUCCGAUAUCUUGGAGGUCUGAUAGCAGCUUACGAUAUCAGCGGAGCCAAAUACCCGAUACUGCUCGAAAAGGCAGUGCAACUUGCCGACGUCCUUCUUGGUGCCUUCGACACGCCUAACCACAUGCCCAUCGGAUAUUACAACUGGGCACCUUCCUAUGCCUCGCAGCCGCACCGAGCAGGUGCCCAUACCGUCAUGGCCGAACUGGGAUCCCUCGCUGUGGAGUUCACCCGACUGGCACAGAUAACCAAGGAGCAAAAGUAUUACGAUGCGAUUGCACGCGUCACUAACGCCCUUGAAAAGUGGCAAAUGGAGACGGAAAUCCCGGGACUCUGGCCCUUGAAGCUUGACGCUUCGGGGUGCAAGAAGCCCGAGGUCGAAAGGACUGCAGGGCUGGGAAGAUCAAGUAAUCCUAACCCCUUCCGACCAGACGAGGUUGGUGAAGGCGAAGAGCCAGCCAUCAAUCCGUUCAGUGAAAAGCCACAAGCGGAUUCACCGUUGGAGCUGGAGAAAAGCAACACUCUCCCCAAAAGGGAGGCUGAUGAUGCUCAGUCGGAAAAACAGCCCAAGAAGACAGAUCCUAAGCCUACCUUGGAUAAGCCUGUGGCUGUGGGCAAUCAGGAUUGGGAAGAAGAUUAUGCGAGUGUUGACUGUGCAGCUCAGGGGCUCAACUAUGAGCCUCACUCUACAAAGCAUACCUACGGCAUCGGGGCCAUGGCUGAUUCCACGUAUGAAUAUUUGCCAAAAAUGUUUGCACUUCUCGGGGGUCUGAACGUACAGUACAAGUCGAUGUACCUGGAUGCCAUGGACGCCGUGCGUCGUGAGCUUCUUUUCCGACCCAUGACCAAAGAAAAUCACGAUAUUCUAUUUACAGCCAAACAGGUAAUUGCACCAAAAUCGGUCGGCACUCUGAAAGAGAGGGUCACAGUCUACACAGGUAGCCACCUUGGCUGCUUUGCAGGCGGCAUGUUUGCACUUGGGGCCAAGCUGUUUGGGAUAUCAGAAGAUUUGGACCUGGCCGAGAAGCUAACAGAUGGUUGCGUGUGGUCGUAUGCCUCUACUCCGAUUGGUGUAAUGCCAGAAAAAUUUGAGCUGGUGCCUUGUGAUAGUCUUGCAUCGUGUGUGUGGAACGAAACCAAAUGGCACGAGGCACUGGACCCUUACCGGGAGGAUAGGUUUCGAGCCGUUGAGGAGUAUAACGCCAUGCAAAAAAGCAUCCAUGAUGAAGCGAUGCACGCGGUCGAAGAUGCCGCGGCAGAGCCGGUGUCAGACCCGAGCAUGAAGAAGCGGGAUGAAAUUCCGAAGUCCGACGGGACCGAUCCCAGCCGGACCAUCUUCACUGAUGAUGAUGACGAUGUUGAUACACAAGGUGGGAGAGAAGGAGCAGGUAUACCCGCUCCGCCGUUCGUGCCCAGGGUGGCGCUCUCACAUGAGAAAUAUGUGGCAGCAAGACUAUUAGAAGAACGACUACCGCCCGGAUACACCAAGAUUGACGAGCGAGACUACAGACUACGGCCUGAAGCGAUCGAGUCUGUGUUCAUCAUGUACCGCGUCACGGGAGACGAGUCGUGGAGAGAAAAGGGAUGGGCCAUGUUCGAAGCAGUCGAGCAGGCCACGAAAACCGAGGUUGCGCAUGCCGCCAUCAACGACGUCACCAGCCAGUUGGGCGAACAGUCGGACUCGAUGGAGUCGUUCUGGCUGGCCGAGACGUUGAAGUAUUAUUAUUUGUUGUUCAGUGAGCCGGAGUUGGUCAGUUUGGAUGAUUAUGUUUUGAAUACCGAGGCCCAUCCAUUUAAACGACCUGCAAGCCAUUGGUACGGGUGA